UAAAGUCAGUCGUAAAAUUUUUUUAGUACGCCACGGAAACGAUCGUUUUACGAGAGGAUUUUUGCUGGAUUGAAGACAUUAUUGCUUGAAGUUUGAUUGCCGAUCGAUUUACAGUCUUGUUGAUUUUAAGAUAUAUACACAGUGAUGGAGGAAGACACGAUGAGCAGUAGAUUGCCCAAGUUUCUUGAGCCCGAGGCGAAGUUGGGAAUGGGAAGGUUUGCUGACACAUUGUCCCAGAGAUCUCUGAGCACCAGUACACCCUGUGUGCAAAGGUCUGCUUCAGCCAGGACGGUCGAGUACGACAGUGGUUAUGCGGAAUCGCUGGUCGAUUCAAUAUGCUUCAGUGAAAAUGCCACAAGCAGUCCAAACUUCACAGACUCAACAUUUGACCUGCAGGGAGCUACUGCAUCAAUUAAUUGUUCUGACCAGGUGUUGGAUUUCAAGCCCUGUCGCAGAGAAAGAGCAUCGAGUGUGUCAAAAACCAUCCCGAAGCUUAACAUCAAUUUCUACUCAGACUCUAUGAAAAUCCCGCAUGAUUCGGAAAUGGAUGAUGAAUCUAUGACAUCGCCGACAGACUGUUCCGCUCUCCACAGCAACUUUGACACUGACCCUAAACUGCCCGUGUGUGAUCAUACGAACAUCGAUAGUCCGAAUGUUGUUGAUUCAAACAUAGCUGCUCGUCUCACUGAAGUUUUGAAACAUUUCUCUCCGAAAGAGCAGGGCCGAGUGAUCGGCAGAAAAAUGCUGUUAGACCACGUGGAUAUUAUCAAAGAAUUGGACUCAAGGAACCUGAGUUCUACCUGUAUUUCUGUGAUAUUAGGACACCUGGAACCUGAAGAUCUUUGCAGAAUCUGUGAAGUGACAAAGGCCUGGAGAAAAGUGUGCCUUAGUGACCCGGUGGCAAACGCACGCAGACUGAAGUACUUGCGACGACUGAAAACAUCUGCUAAAGGUGGAAAAGAAAAUUCAGGCUCGAUCAAAAGUCAGAGAAGCCGAGGACUGACAAAGACACGUAGUCAUCCAUUCCAUCAGAUGCAGCUAGUAGCGGCUAAUCAGCAAGAAGACGUGUCUCCCGCACAGAUGGUCAUGCCAACUUGGAGCAGGAAGUGGGAACUCUAUGGAAAGGCUGCCAAAACAUUGCGCAAUGAUGAGUCACUGAGGUCGUGCAGAAAAUGCAGUCAUCCGUCCAAAGUGUCCCCAAGCCAAGAUCGCGCGAAAUGUCAGAAUCCCUUGUGCGCUUUUGACUUUUGCGUCAGUUGUUUUUCGGAUUUCCACGGAUCCAGCCCGUGUGUUCCUGUGGCUUCCAGGAAAGCAAAGACUGAAAUCGUCGGCAGCAAGAAAAGCAAGAAAAAUCUUCGUCGACUGGGCCGGUGACAGCUUCUGCUGGUUAUGUGCGUGUGU
Molecule: messenger RNA, 1401 nt
Organism: Liolophura sinensis
Lineage: Eukaryota; Metazoa; Mollusca; Polyplacophora; Chitonida; Chitonidae
Product: F-box only protein 43-like
Exons: 5
Coding region: 145-1374 (409 amino acids)
Biological process (GO): negative regulation of meiotic nuclear division; regulation of mitotic nuclear division
Cellular component (GO): nucleus
Molecular function (GO): protein binding
Source: RefSeq, a predicted model, not a curated record